Molecule: messenger RNA, 2450 nt
Organism: Wyeomyia smithii (pitcher-plant mosquito)
Lineage: Eukaryota; Metazoa; Arthropoda; Insecta; Diptera; Culicidae
Gene: spz5
Product: protein spaetzle 5
Exons: 6
Coding region: 472-1644 (390 amino acids)
Biological process (GO): regulation of Toll signaling pathway; innate immune response; central nervous system formation
Cellular component (GO): extracellular region
Molecular function (GO): Toll binding; growth factor activity
Source: RefSeq, a predicted model, not a curated record
GGCAGGUUUCGCGAUCAGUUGUUUUUUCGCGGUUUUCAUUCGCGGAUCGGUUGGUAGGAAAAAAGGACAAGCAAAAGAGUGAUGUAGUACUGUGUAGUACUGUGAAAAAAAAUUGAAGACGUUUAAUCGUAAUAGUGUAUUUAAAAUGUGAAACUUAAUAUUUGAUUACAAUUGAAAAAAGUGCGUGUUUAAUAGUUGUUUCAAAGUUUUUCUAUCAACAAGAAUUCAAUAGUUCGCGGUAGAAAGAAGCUUCUCAAGAGAACGAUGUCGUAGAUAUCAGCUGUUUCCAGUGUGGUCAAAACAGAAAAAAGAAGAUAAAACAUUAACUUCGCCCGUAAUCUGCUGAAAUCCGGUAAGGUUACGGUGGCGUGUGAACUGCUUAUUAAACAAAUCGUUUGUGAUUGAACCUACUACGAAGGAAGAAGGCAUAUCAUUGUACUGGCUAGUGGAGAGAGAAAAAACAAACUCAUCAUGACCAGUUCCAGCCGUGUAACGGCGGCGGCACUUAUUUACGUGAUACACUUGACUGCGGUACUCGCCCUCGCACCACCUUCACCCGGCCAGCAGCAGAAGAAAUGUGGUCUGUACGGGCAGGCACCGUGUACGUUUGUUCCGGCUCCACCUGGGAUAACGCCCAAAUGUGCCUCGCCGGGGAAGACCUACUGCGAGCACAAUGACGAUUACCCGACGUUUUUAAUUCAGCAGUUGGUAGACCGAUUAGGCUUCAAACGAAUUUUGGCCAGCGAAGAACGUGUGCAAUUCAACGUUAACCGACAAGGAACGCAAGGUCAUUAUUUUUACGGUCCCGAGAUGCAAAACGUGGCUUAUGGGCUACUUUUGAACAGCAAACCUAUUCCGCUCGAUGGUUACAUCUAUGAUCCUCCCAAACAGCAACAGCAUAGCCAAAACUCCAUAACCAUUGCGUAUAUUCAGAAAGCACCGUCCUCUUCUCCGGUGCCGCAGCCGAUUUACAUCCCAAAACCGCAGCAAUCGUUUAAUUUCAACAGUUAUGUGCGACCUCAGGUGGUCCAUGAAGUGCAAACGACAAGCACAGUGCAGGGUUAUGUCUACCCUCGACCGGUCACCCAGUACAGCCCUGCAGAAUGGUUGAAACGAUUCGCACGUGAUCUCAGCGAAAAGCGAACAUCGACUAAAAUUUCCACCGUUCACAAAUCGCCAAACCCGAAUGAUUUAAUCCCGACUCCAUUCCGUUUGCCCCCGGAACUGGAGAUUAGACCGUCACCUUUUCGACCAGCCGCGGCGGUGUUUGGGUUACUGAUGAACGAUACAGCCUACCAUGACAGUUUGGUUCGAUCGCGCCAGAAGCGGCAAAUCAGCGACGGACGGACGCAACUCUGCCAGACACGGGAAAUGUUCGUUACACCUCAAGCGGCGCUGAACACGAAAGGUAACUGGAUGUACGUUGUCAAUCAUGAAGACUCGCGACAGCUGGUCAAGGCCGAAAUUUGCUCGUCAAAGGAAUGCUCCAAUCUGUGCAACCUGCCAAACGGGUAUAACUCCAGGUGCGAACAAAAGUUCUCGCAGAAGCGGUUAUUGACCCUGGACAGUGAUGGGCAGAGUUUAUACGUCGACACGUACUGGUUCCCGAGCUGUUGCGUAUGCACUCUAGCAACAAACAACUGAAGCGUCCAGGGAUCCAGAGAUUUACUAUCACCCCACACAGGAAUCGCCCUGGAGGUUAAUGAACUGCCUGAAUGUUUAAAGCAGUAAAAACUUAUUUAUUAAGACCUCUCUCCGUUCAGAUAACGUUAAGUUAGCAAGUAAUCAGCGCAAUUGUGAUUCAUAGUGGUAAUUUUUUUUAUUUUCAUUAUUUUAUAGGCUUAGCAAAAAUUUAAGAACAAUUUGCUCAAACCAUGAAGCUUUUCACUACCAUUUUAAAAAUGAGCAUCUUAGAUAAUAUCUUUUUUUUUUUUGAGAAAAUAAACCAAGGAACGAGUCGAUGCGUUUGAUUUCGAACCCAUUAACAAUCCUAUAAUAUUAUGUUCAUAUUUUUAUUAAUGUACUAUUGAUAUAUUUAUUUCAGGGAUAGAAAAUUCGUGUAAAGUUUAUAUUCAAUCUUGAAAUAUCCUGAAAAAUUGUACCUUCACACUUGAUUAUCGUUUUGAGGUAUUUUAAGCAUAUUUGAACAAUGCUUCAUACCUUACGCUGCUUAAAAAGCACCCAGAAUGCGAUUCUACACUAACCUAAAAUAAAUUGCUAGCAUAGCGUACUGACACAACACAUUCCCCGCAACGAGAAACAAAUUUGAACCUAUAAAAAACUACAUUCAUAUUGCCGUUUUUCGGUAAAUACAAUUAUUGUAUCAAGAAAGUAUAUUCUGCAUUAAAAAGAUUAUUGUCAGUUUCGUGUACAUCCUUUUGACAGUUGUUUGGUUAGCCAAUAAGUUAGCAAUUUAGUUAGUUGUAAGUUCACUUCCCUUUUUUGACAAG